GCGCGGCACUCUGGCAGCGGGGCCCGCACCAGGGGGCCAUGGGCAGCCCGAGCCAGGCGGGCCGCUAUCCACGCUCACUGCCAGGGUGACCCCAGCCCCGAGAUCCAGCCCUGGCGACCCUGGCUUUAUGCCAGAGGCUGCCUCGGGAGCCAGGCCGCCAGUCUCUGGGGCACAGCCUGGGCUGGGACUGCUGUUGGGGAGCAGGUGAGGUGCUUGGCUGGGCCCUAGGGCCCCAGGGCAGGCAGGCUGGGGGGAGCCAAGUCCUCCAUGGCAGCCCCAGCGGGGAAGGCGAGCGGGACAGGGGCCCUGCAGCCCAGGGCCCAGAAAGGCCGGGUGAGACGGGCCGUACGCAUCUCCAGCCUGGUGGCCCAGGAGGUCCUGUCCCUGGGGGCCGACGUGCUGCCAGAGUACAAGCUGCAGGCGCCGCGCAUUCACCGCUGGACCAUCCUGCACUACAGCCCCUUCAAGGCUGUGUGGGACUGGCUCAUCCUGCUGUUGGUCAUCUACACGGCCGUUUUCACCCCCUACUCGGCUGCCUUCCUGCUGAAGGAGACCGAAGAGGGCUCCGCGGGCCCCGACUGUGGCUAUGCCUGCCAGCCGCUGGCUGUGGUGGACCUCAUCGUGGACAUCAUGUUCAUCGUGGACAUCCUCAUCAACUUUCGCACCACCUACGUCAACGCCAACGAGGAGGUGGUCAGCCACCCUGGCCGCAUCGCUGUCCACUACUUCAAGGGCUGGUUCCUCAUCGACAUGGUGGCUGCCAUCCCCUUUGACUUACUUAUCUUCGGCUCUGGCUCUGAGGAGCUGAUCGGGCUGCUGAAGACGGCGCGGCUGCUGCGGCUGGUGCGCGUGGCGCGGAAGCUGGACCGCUACUCGGAGUACGGGGCGGCCGUGCUCUUCCUGCUCAUGUGCACCUUCGCACUCAUCGCGCACUGGCUGGCCUGCAUCUGGUACGCCAUUGGCAACAUGGAGCAGCCGCACAUGGACUCCCGCAUCGGCUGGCUGCACAACCUGGGCGACCAGAUCGGCAAGCCCUACAACAGCAGCGGCCUGGGCGGCCCCUCCAUCAAGGACAAGUACGUCACCGCCCUCUACUUCACCUUCAGCAGCCUCACCAGCGUGGGCUUCGGCAAUGUCUCCCCCAACACCAACUCCGAGAAGAUCUUCUCCAUCUGUGUCAUGCUUAUCGGCUCCCUCAUGUACGCCAGCAUCUUCGGCAAUGUGUCGGCCAUCAUCCAGCGGCUGUACUCGGGCACGGCCCGCUACCACACGCAGAUGCUCCGUGUGCGGGAGUUCAUCCGCUUCCACCAGAUCCCCAACCCACUGCGCCAGCGCCUUGAAGAGUAUUUCCAGCAUGCCUGGUCCUACACCAAUGGCAUCGACAUGAACGCGGUGCUGAAGGGCUUCCCCGAGUGCCUGCAGGCUGACAUCUGCCUGCACCUGAACCGCUCGCUGCUGCAGCACUGUAAGCCCUUCCGAGGGGCCACCAAGGGCUGCCUGCGGGCCCUGGCCAUGAAGUUCAAGACGACGCACGCGCCACCAGGGGACACGUUGGUGCACGCUGGGGACCUGCUCACUGCCCUCUACUUCAUCUCCCGGGGCUCCAUCGAGAUCCUGCGGGGUGAUGUUGUGGUGGCCAUCCUGGGUACGGCGGGACCGGGAGCUGGGCCUGAACUGCCUGCUGAGGCCUGGAGAGGUCCGAGCCCUGGAAGGACAUAGCCCUGGGGGCUGUGGACUGGGGACUGCCCACUGGGACCUUGAGCUCCUUUAAUUCACUUAAACUCAGGCUCUCGGGGCGUGGCAGAGAGGAGCCCCGCAUGGGGUGGGCUGCUGAAUUCUGGGGCCUUCCAUUUGGGGUCUCUUCAUAGGCAGUGCCACUCUUGCUCCUUAAAACAGGACCAAAUCCAGAUGCUCCAAGGUGGGCAGUGGAGACAGGCUAUGCAUCUGAUUUUACCAAGGGCCACGUGGUUCCCUGCAGCCUCAGGCAAUACAGCCAAGCCCUCGCGUCCCAAGCCGAGGGAGUCCUGCUCCUCUUCCCCUCCCACCCUUUGCUUUCCCCGCUCCCUGUGCACGUGGGCAGGUGUGCCCGGGCACUGGGGACUUCCUGCCCUCUGCCUGUCUUUCCCUUGGCCCUGGACACCUCAGGGCAGAUAUGUCACGGUGGGUCUUUUUAGAUUUUGACUUCUCAGUUCAGCAUAAACACACACUCAUGCCACAAACGCCCCCAAACACAACUAAAACCAAAGUUUUGCCGGACACCGGCUGCCGUACUGCGUUCUGGCGGUUUCUGUUUUGUGCUGUGCUGUAGCUGUGCUACCGUAUUUUCUUUCAGUAAACAAAAUGCUGGUCUUGAGUCA
Molecule: messenger RNA, 2357 nt
Organism: Vicugna pacos (alpaca)
Lineage: Eukaryota; Metazoa; Chordata; Mammalia; Artiodactyla; Camelidae
Source: RefSeq, a predicted model, not a curated record